Messenger RNA from Megalops cyprinoides (Indo-Pacific tarpon), 2143 nucleotides. It is a transcript of the gene zranb2, whose product is annotated as zinc finger, RAN-binding domain containing 2. NCBI's taxonomy places the organism in Eukaryota, Metazoa, Chordata, Actinopteri, Elopiformes, Megalopidae. The record is from RefSeq and is a predicted model, not a curated record. Bases 1 to 1017 code for a protein of 338 amino acids. The transcript has 10 exons. Gene Ontology annotation, biological process: RNA processing. Gene Ontology annotation, molecular function: lipopolysaccharide binding; RNA binding.
AUGGAGUCCAAGAUGUCGGGGAAGAGUUUUCGCGUGAGCGAUGGGGACUGGAUCUGCCCAGAUAAAAAGUGUGGAAAUGUGAAUUUUGCUAGAAGGACAAACUGCAACAGAUGUGGCAGAGAAAAAACAACCGAAGCGAAGAUGAUGAAAGCAGGUGGAACCGAGAUAGGGAAGACCCUUGCUGAGAAAAGUCGUGGCCUUUUCAGUGCCAAUGACUGGCAGUGUAAAACCUGUGGCAAUGUGAAUUGGGCUCGAAGAUCAGAGUGUAAUAUGUGCAACACUCCUAAGUACGCCAAGCUAGAGGAAAGAACAGGCUAUGGGGGAGGUUUUAAUGAGAGGGAGAAUGUGGAGUACAUUGAACGUGAAGAGUCUGAUGGAGAAUAUGAUGAGUUUGGUCGUAAAAAGAAAAAAUACCGUGGGAAGAAUGUUGGAAGCAAACCUAGCAGUGAGAAGAAAGUGGAACAAGAGAAUGAUGAUGAAGAUGACGAUGAAGAUGAUGAAGAUGAGGAGGAUGGAGAUCUUUCAAAAUAUAAACUAGAUGACGAUGAUGAUGAGGAAGACGAUGAUGAGGAUGCAGACCUGUCUAAGUAUGACUUGGACGCUAGCGAUGACGAGGGCAAGUCUUCAGAGAAAAAGGACAGUCGUUCUGGCUCAUCGCGCUCAUCCUCCCGCUCCUCCGGCUCCAGCUCACGGUCCAGGUCCAGGUCCCGAUCCAGAAGUUCAUCCAGUUCCAGAUCAAGGACACGCUCGAGCUCCCAAGACCGAGCCCGGUCACGCAGGUCCAACUCCAGAUCCAGCUCAAGGUCACGAAAGGGGUCAUCCUCUCCAAGGAAAAGGUCUCGUUCCAGCUCCCCAUCAUCCUCCCCAGAAAGAGGCCAGAAACGGAGUCGCUCCAGAUCCUCAUCUGGCGAGAGGAAAAAAAGACGGUCUAGAUCUCGAUCGUCCGAAAGGCGCCGUGGCUUUUCCUCUGGAUCCUCUCACUCUGGCUCCCAAUCGUCAAGUUCCAAAAAGAAAUAGGUUCAGAACAAACAAAAAAAAAAUCCAAAAAAGGAAAACUGAGUAGAUAGCAGUCAAAUUGCAUGUUGUGUUUAAAAGCUACAGAUAAGUUGUUGAUGCUGUUAAAACUGCCCAAGAACGGCAGUACAUGCUCGAUAUUUUUACUUAUAAGUGGCAUGUUGAUCCUCAUUCUUAGUUAAAGCUGCUUGUUCUCCUGUAAUCCGUUCUCGUCACCAUUUAAACAAAAACAAAAAAAAAAAAAAAAAACUCCCGACCUCCCAACAGAUCAUGGAAUCUAUAUUUAACAUUGCUGUUUGAUAUUCUCAGUUGUCAAUGCUCAUUUUAGAUAUAAAGUGCAUAGUACUUUUUCAGAAGGUAAAGCAAAUACGCUGGCUCCUGUGGCAAUUAAAGCUAAAAUAGAGGCAUAGCUAAUUAUCAGGCAAUGAUAAAAAAUUAACGAUGUGCCAGAACCUGAAAACCUAAUACUCCGCCAUUUGAACACAGAUCGUGAAGUGAAAUGAAAUUUCAGAUACACAUAAAAAUAUUUCUGCAGGUGGCAGUCUUACAAACUGUUUUUAUUAGUAAUACCUUGGGUGCAUUGGAUAAGCGUGUUUUGCUGGUCCGGGUCUGUAAAACCGCUCUUCAUGGGGUCUGUAAAGGUAGCUCUGGUUACUUGCAAACGCAAUGAACUUCUUAAACCUCUUUGUUUGAAUUUUAAAGGUAAGUAUUUUUUUUUUAAACUCUAUUGCCUCUGUUAACCAACUCAAAAAUGAAUUGGAUCAGUGACAUUUAAACUGAGCAGUUGAGUGCAGAUGCAGAUUCUGUUGGUCACUGUUUUGUGUGUGCAGCAUCCGAGUAUUCCUUAAUCCUUUUGGAGCAAAAGGAAUUUGAUUAACAUGGAUAAUAGUAUUGUCUCAUCUGAAUUUGCGACCGGGAUUUAAAGGUCAACCUUUGAACAGGUCAUAUAUCCAUGAGGACUGAACUAUUGUUGCUCCAAUUCCCAUCCCAUUUUUUUUUUUUUUGUAAAAUUGCAGAAUUACUGUAGGCAGCAUAAGGUAGUUAAAUUACAUAUCUAAUCCUUUUUUUCUAAAUGACAGCAGUAAUAGAAUGUGAUUAACGUGGUCGCAAUGUAAGCAAAAUGUAAAUA